CAGGUAGGCUGGCAUGUUUAACAGUGGGUAAUGCUAUGUAUACUUUCUUAAAGGGAAUUACCACAUACAAAGGUUACUUUCAUGAACAAAAUUCAUUUUCCAUAAAACCCAGUAACCUGAGAGUUCAUCUAAGGUGGAGGAUGACUGCAGACACAAUGGGAUCAGCACUAGAAAUCAGUUUGUUCUGCUAAUCUGGCUGUGCGCUCCCAUCCACCCGGCCCCUGUUCCGGAGUACUUCUUCAUGGAAGGCGCAGAGUUCAGACGAGCGCUGAAGCAGAGCCAGAGUCUCGUCAACAAAAUCCUGGGCGACAUCCGUGCAGCGGACAAGGCGCCCGUCAACUCCGAGCCCAACAGUGAGCCAAAAAACCUGGAUUAUAUGGUGACAGUUCUAGCAAUCCCAUCUGCCCCAAUGCUGGAGGAAAUCUCUGCCAGCUUCACAGUGAAAAUGUGUCUAGACCGAAUGGCUGAGGGACUUGAGAUGUACCAAGACCUUCUGAAGGUCGUUGGUGACCGAGCAUCCUCUCCAGAAAAGCUGAGAGAUCUUCAGGCUGACGUCAGAGACCUUUCAGCUCAGAUCCACAAGAUGCGUCAGCUGGCUGAAAUGGAGACCACAGUGCAGUACAAAGACUCAGGAUUGGACUCCCGUCUUACUGGGGAUUAUGAGGUCCAAGUUGCCACCCAUCGGAUCCUGGCUCAGCUGAGGGACUUUACUCAGAACUUUUUCCGCAGUCUGCGGGACAUGGCCAAGGAGAAACCGGGCCUAGCAGUGUGAGGUGGGGGUGUCUCCUGAAGAGCUACCUCAGCUCGAUAAAUACUUAUUACCAAACUGCUCGGAAAUUAGAUUUGAAUUAAGAAGAAGAAAAUCAGCUCAACAUGUUUUCUAACCCAUGGAGGAUGUUUUCCGUCUAUAUUUCCUUCAUUUCUUCGGUGUUUUUGAUAUUGUACCUAAUGAUUGAAAAUUUAUUUAUUUGUUUUUUAUUUAUCUUUAUUUAUUUUGCAUUUUUAUUUAUUGCAUUUUAUUUAUGUUCAUCUUUGUUAUGCUCACAAAUUUCAUGAAAUGUAAACAGAAAUCAGAAUAGGUCAGUAGGAUAAAAUUGCUGUUAGCAUUCUGUAAAAUGGACAGUAACUGUCCUGUAUUUUCAUUCAGCAGUUGCUUUUUAGUCAAGGUGACUUAGACAACUUGGCCCUUAAAUGGCCACAUAUUUUAUUGACGAAGUUGAGACAUUUUGAUGAGAAGUCCUCCAGCAGACCACCCCCUGGAACUCCACCAGCCUUCAGUCCAUUUUCACCAUGACAGCAUGCCUCCAGAUCUUUUGUAUUACGCAAUAUUUUGUUUAUCCUCCAUAAUGAUGACACAUUCAACCUCUGCUGGAGGAAAGUUACAGUAGUGCCCUGAGGGCAGAAUUCUGACAGUCAGUAGUAUCUACUAAAUCAGUCCACUGGGCUAAUCUGUGAAAUGUUUUCAUUAUAAAACCAUUUUAUGCAUAUAAUGUUGUAUAUAUAUAUGCUGUAUUUAACUAUUUAUAUACAAGUAGUAUUGAUUGUUUUGCCUGUCCCUUCUUUAUAAAUAAAUGACAAAAAAGCCCAGAAAUCUUGCCUCUAUUGC
This is a messenger RNA of Brienomyrus brachyistius, 1606 nucleotides long. RefSeq names its product colony stimulating factor 3 (granulocyte) a (gene csf3a). Gene Ontology annotation, molecular function: cytokine activity. Gene Ontology annotation, cellular component: extracellular region. NCBI's taxonomy places the organism in Eukaryota, Metazoa, Chordata, Actinopteri, Osteoglossiformes, Mormyridae. The transcript has 5 exons. The record is from RefSeq and is a predicted model, not a curated record. Gene Ontology annotation, biological process: immune response. The coding region runs from base 242 to 772 and encodes 176 amino acids.